Molecule: messenger RNA, 744 nt
Organism: Vanderwaltozyma polyspora DSM 70294
Lineage: Eukaryota; Fungi; Ascomycota; Saccharomycetes; Saccharomycetales; Saccharomycetaceae
Gene: SSH1
Product: Ssh1p
Exons: 1
Biological process (GO): SRP-dependent cotranslational protein targeting to membrane, translocation; post-translational protein targeting to membrane, translocation
Cellular component (GO): membrane; Sec61 translocon complex
Molecular function (GO): signal sequence receptor activity; ribosome binding; transmembrane protein transporter activity
Source: RefSeq, a predicted model, not a curated record
AUGGCUGGUUUCAGUUUGAUUAAUUUGGUUAGUCCAAUUUUACCAAUUUUACCAGAAGUUGAAGUACCAUUUGAAAAAAUUCCAUUUGAUGAUAAAAUUGUUUACACAAUUAGUUGUGGUUUAAUUUAUUUAUUGAGUCAAUUCCCAUUAGCUGGUAUUGCAAAAGAACCAACUACUGUUUUGGAUCCAAUAUAUUUCUUACGUGGUGUUUUUGCUGCGGAACCAAAAACAUUAUUGGAAUUUGGUGUUUAUCCAAUUAUUUCAAGUGCUUUGAUCUUACAAUUGCUUGCAGGUUUAAAAAUAAUUAAGGUUAACUUUAAAGUUGAUAAAGAUAGAGAAUUAUUUCAAAGUUUAACUAAAUUAUUUGCCAUUGUACAAUACUUCAUCUUAGCUAACAUCUUCAUCUUCUCGGGUUACUAUGGUUUUGAUUUAACUCCUGUUCAAAUCUUAGUAUUAAACUUACAGUUGGUUGGUGCUGGUGUUUUCGCAACUUUGUUAGCUGAAGUCAUCGACAAAGGUUUCGGUUUUGCCUCUGGUAUUAUGGCAAUUAAUACUUUAGUCAUUGCUACUAACUUUGUUGCUGAUAUCUUCGGUGUUACUCAAAUCAAGGUUGAUGAAGAAGGUCAUACUGAACCACAAGGUUCUUUGAUCAACUUAAUCCAAGGUUUCAGAGCUAAGCACAGAACUAUUUUAGAAAGUGUUGUUAAUUCUUUCAACAGAGACUACUUGCCAAAUUUGACUUCU